UGUAUUUAGAUAAAUUAAGAUCGUUUUUGUGUUGGACGCAACGAGAAUCAGCUGAGAACAGACGACACGUCACGCACAACAACAAGCCAUUUGGGAAAAUGAAAAUCUCACGCAGCUACUGAACCUCUUCUACUCUUUGGACAUCAUUUACAACGUAUAUUUGCGUAUGUGCCAAUAUUUUUCUAAUAUUCAUAAGAUGUCGGAGAAACUACAGAAUAAUCCUUUUGCUGCAUUGUUCUGCUCAGUGAAGGAUGCAGAACAGUUCAGCAAGCAGCACCAAGACACUGACCCAGAACCUCUCCAUGACAUUCCUGGAAGUCCAGAUAAUGGUUGUGAGGAGAAAACAACAGCCUUCCUUGAGGAUAUGUUGUUGGUGACCACCAGACCGGGGCCUCAUGCCUUCCCUCGGGUGCUGCUUGCAGACUCUGACAUGCUCACCAUUGACACUCUCCAAUUUCUGCUGUUUGAGCGAUUGCUUCUGGAGACUCCAGACGCUCACCUGGUUGGCCCAGGAGAUGAGGGAAGAGAGGAGGCUGGGAGAGUGGAAGUGGUGAUGUACCUGAGUGAGGUGUACUGGCGAUGCUGGGCUGCGCGAGAAAGACCUCUAGCCCAUGUACUCAAACAGGUUCAAGGAGCUGUUAUCACCAAUCUGGCCACAGCUUUAGAACAGCCUGAGCUGUACCGUGGUCAGCACCCAGACCGCCAGUUUCUCCAAAUUCUCUUGAGAGGUUUGGGCCAAGAAGCUGCUGUGGAUGACCUUACCUGUAAACUCAUACAUCACUUGGUUGAACAGGGAAUGACACCUCCACCACUAUUUGAUCAGCUUAUUACUGAAGUGGCCAAACAGCUUGAACAGUGUUCCCUUAUGACAGUAAAUUACCAGCUGGUGAACAUACUGGACUUUUAUGCUGCAUCACCAUAUCUUGCAACUCUUCUCACCAAAAUCCCCAAAAAGGUGAACCAAGACAGGUCAGGUCGACUGUUCCAGAAUACACCCUUAGGCAGUCUGUUAUCCAUAUCAUGCCUUCCUAAGCACAGUACAGCGCCAUUUGAAUUCUUUGAGAAGCCAUCAUCACAGCUGAACCAGGCCCAGGCUCUCAAGGACACAGAGAACAGCAUAUGGCUGGCCCAGAAUGCUAUAAAUUUAAGGCUUUACAAAAUAUUCUUCUCCCUACUUAAGGUAUCACCAGAAGCCAAGGCUGGAUUGUUGACUUGGAUAGAAUCGUGCUUGGAAGCAAACAGUGGUCGUGCUGGCACGUGGCACAUUCAAGGUGAUAUGCGUCUACAAGAUGUUCUUUUUGUUCCUGAUGGUUUCAUGAUUAAUCUUGGGGCAGUGAUGUUGCAGUUGGCACAGCCAUUUACACAAGACCUUAAGACUGCCAAAAUACUGAAGGUUGAUCCCACAUAUUGUGCUGCUCCAAGAGUUGGUAGCAAUAAUGAAGUUCCUGGAGCCUACACAGGAGACCUUGGGAAGCAGACUCCACUGGUUCCAUACCAAGAGAAUUCUUCACGCUCCUAUUCCAAGAAAUAUUCUUUUAUCAGUACCUGCUUCUUCUUGACACACCGAGCACUGUACCUUGGCAUACAGGUGGUUCUGCAAAAGCUUCAGAAGUUGUCCCAGGAGCUGGGCCGUCUCCAGCGUGAUGCUGAAGAGACCUCUGCUCAGGGGUCUCCUCCCACAGAGAUGAUGAGCUCACUCUUGGAGUCACUUACCUCCAAAUAUUUCUCCAUCAAAACUGCUGUAUUUGAACCCCAUAUGGUUGAAAGUUUGUUGCAAUUUCUGGCGGCCUCUGCUGAGUGGCUUGUACAGAUGGCACUCUGCCCCCUAGAUCAACUUAGUCCACCUACUACUCUGCUGGAAAUUAAGAUGCCCCUUCCUGAAGAUACAGACACACACCCUUUCUUGCAGUGUAUUCCUGAAUUUCUCGUGGAGACUCUUACGGAAACUAUCAUUGCCAUUCCGAGAUACAGUGUAACCCUCUUAGAUUCAACGGGGGGCAGCCUAGUGCUGCCUCAUCUUAUGUCCUUCGUAGUAGUGUUCAUGGGCUCCCCUAAACGGAUGUAUAACCCCCACCUCCGAGCCCAUCUUGCUGAAUGCUUAGAAAUUCUCCUUCCAGAAAGUGGUAAUUCCAGUGGUGGAUUACUAGCUGGUUAUCGAGAGCAGAUGUUCACCAACCACCCUGCAGCUUCACAGCUUGUUACGGCCCUCAUACAUGUUUUUGUCAGCAUUGAAAUGACUGGUCAGAGCGUUUCUUUUGAGGAGAAGUUCAACUAUAGAAGACCAAUGUAUGAAGUGAUUAAGUUCUUGUGGGAGUCACCCAGACAUAGAAAAAAAUUUAAAGAAUUAGCUGAAGAAUCUUUAGCCAACAUGGAGUCGGCCAAGCCUCCACUCUUCCUCCGGUUUGUCAACCUGUUGAUGAAUGAUGCCACUUUCUUGCUUGAUGAAGGAAUGUCUUACAUGUCACAGCUUCGAGAAAGUCAGAGAGAGAGGAACAGUGCAGAGUGGUUGAGUUUACCUGCCUCCCAACGGGAAGAAAGUGGACGCAAUUUCACACAUAUGUCACUCUUAGCUCGUUUCCACAACAUGCUUGGAGCCCACACCAUUAAGACAUUGCUACUGCUCACCAAGGAGAUCCCACACAUGUUCACUCACAGCACCCUUGUGGACCGCAUGGCUGGAAUGCUCAACCACUUCCUCUCUGCCCUUGUUGGUCCCAAGCAGCGGAACCUUAAGGUUCGUGACAUGGAGGACUACAAGUUCCGUCCUGGUGAGACAGUCUCUGAUAUAUGCACGAUAUAUACCCACCUGUUUAACAGUGCAGAAUUUUGCCUUGCUGUGUCAGGUGAUGGAAGAUCUUACACUCCUGAGCUGUUUAUCAAAGCUUAUGAUGUACUCUAUCGUAUUGGACGUGCACCACUGGCGGAGGAAUUACAUUUAGUUGCAGAAAUGGUGAAUGAAGCUAGUAAGGCUCUUGCUGAAGAGGAAGACAUCGCAGCUGAUGCACCAGAGGAAUUCCUUGAUCCAAUCAUGUCACAUUUAAUGACUGAUCCAGUUAUACUUCCAUCAUCAAAGUUAACAUGUGACCGGCAGACCAUUGCACGACACCUUUUGUCAGACCAGACGGAUCCUUUCAAUCGCCAGCCACUCACUAUGGAAGAAGUCUUUCCUGACACUGACCUCAAGAACAAAAUUACAGCGUGGUUAAAGCAGCAGCGGGCAUUAAGAACAAAGAAGACCCAGGAUGUGGAACUAGAAAACUCAAUAAUGAAGAAGUAAACGUUAAAAGUUUUAUAAUCUUUUCAUUGCUAGUUGAGGGCCCUGCACCUUCUCCUAGAAAAUGUGCUUGGGUUUCCAUUCCUGUGCUGAUCUUGCAAGAAAAAAACAAAAAAACAAAAAAAAGAUGGAAAAAUAUCCUCCCCUUUUGUACAAAAUAAAGAUCUAUAUACUGUAUAAAUAAUUGUAUAUCAAAUAAGAUGACACUGAUUUGUUGUACAAUACUGUAUUACAAAUGGUGUUGUUUAUUAUUGUUUUGCUUUUUAUGAUGGAGCUUUUUUUUGUUGACUUGUUUAAAAUCAAAGGAACUGUUACUUUAUAUGUUUUGAUAUUAUCAGUUAACAGUAAUUCUACAUUCCUCUUUGGUUUUAUGAGGCGAAAAUGUUAAAUAAAUUUUGUUAUUU
Molecule: messenger RNA, 3678 nt
Organism: Homarus americanus (American lobster)
Lineage: Eukaryota; Metazoa; Arthropoda; Malacostraca; Decapoda; Nephropidae
Gene: Ube4A
Product: ubiquitin conjugation factor E4 A-like
Exons: 14
Coding region: 167-3277 (1036 amino acids)
Biological process (GO): protein polyubiquitination
Cellular component (GO): ubiquitin ligase complex; cytoplasm; nucleus
Molecular function (GO): ubiquitin-ubiquitin ligase activity
Source: RefSeq, a predicted model, not a curated record